This is a messenger RNA of Eptesicus fuscus (big brown bat), 949 nucleotides long. RefSeq names its product ligand-dependent nuclear receptor corepressor-like protein. Gene Ontology annotation, biological process: regulation of transcription by RNA polymerase II. Gene Ontology annotation, cellular component: nucleus. Lineage: Eukaryota; Metazoa; Chordata; Mammalia; Chiroptera; Vespertilionidae. The coding region runs from base 173 to 949 and encodes 258 amino acids. The transcript has 7 exons. The record is from RefSeq and is a predicted model, not a curated record.
GGGAGCGGUGGGAGGGGGAAGGCAGGGCCGAGGGAAGGUAAGGAGGGAAGGUAUUGACACGCGUCAAUCAACCCCACUCCGGUGGGCGCGCGCCCCUGCGUGGUGUUCGCGACGCUCGUAUGUAAAUGAGGGCGCGUGACGCGGGACGCAGAUGGAGUAGGGAAGAGAGGGAAUGGCCGCUGCCGCCGCCGUCGCCGCUCAGUGCCGGAGCCCUCGGUGCGCGGCGGAGAGGAGAGGAUUCCGGCGGGAACUCGACUCCUGGCGCCACCGCCUCAUGCACUGUGUAGGUUUUGAGAGUAUUUUAGAAGGGCUUUAUGGACCACGGCUACGAAGAGACCUCAGUUUAUUUGAAGACUGUGAACCAGAAGAACUGACUGACUGGUCUAUGGAUGAAAAAUGUUCAUUUUGUAACCUACAAAGAGAAGCAGUCAGUAGAGGAAGGGAGAGGGACAGAGAGCUAGAAACAUCGAUGAGAAAGAAACAUCGACCAGCUGCUUCCUGCACACCCCCCACCGGGGAUGUGCCCACAACCAAGGAUUGUAUACCAUCUCUUGAUUCUUCACAGCCAACCCCAACAGAGGAAUUAUCAUCUCAGGGCCAGUCCAACACUGAAAAGAUUGAAUGCCAAGCAGAAAAUUACCUAAAUGCACUCUUUCGAAAGAAAGGAAUGGAGAGGUGGAAGCAAAGCUUUGCAAAAGACCUUGUUGGAGAAGCUGAUGACGGCAGCUCGCUGGUCGAGUCCAUCUCUGGGCUGUGUGAGCCAGAGCUGGUCCCCAGUUACUGGAGAAGCAGGAAGAAGCCUCCACAGUACAGGCAGUUCACCUCUUCCGAUUGCUUCUAUUUUAAAAGAACGCCCACACCCAGGAAAUCCCUGGAAGGGAGCAUUCAAAGUCAUUCUCAAGGGCAGCUGACCACCUUUCAAAGGUGCAUGAUGUACAUCUUAAAAUAG